CGGCAGCAAAACAGAGGAAACAUGUCUCUCACAGCAGUACUCAUCUCUUUCUUGUUUUGUUUACUCUGUUUUUACACACCAACCACCACCGCUCAUAUCUGCCAGAUUUCAUGCUCCGGUAAGCGCGACGCCCAGGCGUUUUGCUGCCCGUUCGGUCAAGACGAAACCUCAAACAAUAGCUGCAGCUAUCCAAGGCUUUCCAUGUCAUGCAACGAUCAAAACAGAACAAUCCUCACACUCCCAAAUUCUGACCAACUGCCUGUCCUAGCCAUCCACUACAAAACCAGGAGAAUUAAUCUCACCCGCCCAAAUUCAUGCAUUCGUGGACGCUGCCACAAGGGAUCUUCAGAUCCUACCUGCUCUCCUCUUAGUGCAGUAAAAGAUAACGAUGAUUCAAGGGAUCCUACCUGCAGCUUUGUCCUGGUCUUGGAAUGGUCGAAGGCGAACUGCAGUCUGUGUGAACAGCUCGGUGGGACUUGUCGUGGGUUCAAGAGUAAUCAGUGUCCGGAAAUCGAGUGCUCAGAUGUUAGUGCAGUAAAAGAUAACGAUGAUUCAAGGGAUCCUACCCGCAGCUUUGUCUUGGUCUUGGAAUGGUCGAAGGCGAACUGCAGUCGGUGUGAACAGCUCGGUGGGACUUGCCGUGAGUCCAAGAGUAAUCAGCGUCCGGAAAUCGAGGGCUCAGAUGUUCCAUCCGAAGGACAUCCGAUUCCCAGAAGUGCAAGAUACGGAAUAAUCAUAGGCAUCGGAAUACCGAUAAUUUUGUGUUUUGUUGGACUUACCUGUUACAUCUGCAGUAGAGUCUACGCUUAUACUCACCGGCGCCGCCACCCCACCACCGAAUUCUUAACAUCAAUAGCCUUGCAGCCAGCUGUGGGAAGGGCAGGACUUGAUGGACCGACAAUUGAAUCGUACCCCAAAACACUGCUAGGUGAAAGUCGGAGGUUACCCAAUCCUAGUGACAACACCUGCUCCAUAUGUUUGUCGGAGUACCAGCCCAAGGAGGCGUUGAGGACCAUACCGGAGUGCAAACAUUAUUUUCAUGCUGAUUGCAUAGAUAAGUGGCUAAGGAUGAAUACGACUUGCCCACUGUGCCGGAAUUCACCUGGACGAUCGAUGUCAGUCACCUCCUCCACAUCAUUGUCUUCCUCUUCUUCUUCCAUAUCGUUGGUAAUCUGGGCUGUCUAGCUAGGGUUCAAACAUAUAUUUUUUUUUCUUUUUGAUGUCCUGUAUGUAUAUAAAUUUAGCCCAUAAUU
Messenger RNA from Rubroshorea leprosula, 1253 nucleotides. The record is from the annotation of a GenBank genome assembly. NCBI's taxonomy places the organism in Eukaryota, Viridiplantae, Streptophyta, Magnoliopsida, Malvales, Dipterocarpaceae.